This is a messenger RNA of Triticum urartu, 1375 nucleotides long. RefSeq names its product transcription factor ILI1. Lineage: Eukaryota; Viridiplantae; Streptophyta; Magnoliopsida; Poales; Poaceae. Gene Ontology annotation, molecular function: protein dimerization activity. Gene Ontology annotation, biological process: regulation of DNA-templated transcription; regulation of growth. The record is from RefSeq and is a predicted model, not a curated record.
CUCUCACCCCUCCCCUCCCCUCCCUCUCGCCUCCUGCCUCGCUAAGCCGCUGGCUUCCUCAUCUUCUUCGCCCUGGUACUGGUAGCUAGCUAGUUCUCGGACCGGCCGCGCCCGUUAUAUAUAGCUCUCGCCUCGGCUGCAGCUGCCACUCACCUGCACCAAAAGGCAAGCAGCAAGCUAGCAGCCACACUCGCCCCACAACUGCUAGCUACCAUCUGCCUAGCUAAGCUAUAUCCUACACCUGCAAGCUGCGUGUGGGCACUCCCAGGCCUCAGCUACAGCUCGACACGUACGUGCAUACGCUACCCACUGCGGGCUGUGACUCGUGAGCGAGCCGUCGAGUCGAGCAUGUCGUCGAGCAGCCGGAGGUCACGCACGCGGCGCACCGGGAGCUCGCCGUCGAUCUCGGAGGAGCAGAUCUCCGAGCUGCUCUCCAAGCUGCAGGCGCUGCUCCCGGAGUCCCAAGCCCGCAAUGGCGCUCACAGGGGUUCGGCGGCGAGGGUGCUUCAGGAGACGUGCAGCUACAUCCGGAGCCUGCACCGGGAGGUGGACGACCUGAGCGAGACGCUCGCCGCGCUGCUCGCCUCCGACGCCGUCACCGCCGAGCAGGCCGCCGUCAUCAGGAGCCUCCUCAUGUGACCCUCUCUCCAUCCGUCCGUCCGUCCGUCCAUCCAUCGGUCGGUGCACACUUACGUCCAGCUACGUACCAAGCUCGUUCGGCCGGCGCAUUCGUCCACGGCCGAUCAUACUACGGGCUAGCAUGCAUGCUGGGCUGGCUGGCUAGCUAGCUAGUGUGUGGCCUUUUCCUUGAGGUUUUUGCAUUUGCUUGGUUAAUUAAUUAAUUAAUCUGGUUGAUUAGUUUGGCUUCAUGGCUUGGAUUGGAUUGCGAGAGGGAGGUUUGCAGCCAGCAUUGGCUGGCGCGCGCUGCCGGGCAUGGCUGGACAGCAAUAGCAAGGAUCUAUCGGUGGUUUUAAUUACACGAGAUACUGGCACUGUGCGGUACACUGCCAGUAUCUAUCUUGCCAGUGGUAGGGCUUGGCAUCACGCUGCUGUACGCUGAAAGGCUAAUGCGUGUUGUCUAGUGCUUUGUUGAUUAGUUUGGUACUUAAUUGACUCUUGAUUAAGAUCGGUCGCUUGUUUUCCUUAUUAUGGGCCACGCCUGAUAAUUGCAGCUAGCGCUCUUGGAUGUAUGCAUACGUGUGUCGUGUCUUGUGUCUUGUGUGUGUGUGACUGUGUGUACAGUACUCAAGUAGUGUGUUGUGUACGCUUUAUCAUCUGAGCUCAUUAAAUUUGGAGCACAAUUAGCUAGGGGCGAUGAUUUGUACGAAGAGACUGCCUUAAGAAAUGAAUACUAGGGCAUGUGUUUGGUUCAUGA